Molecule: messenger RNA, 7341 nt
Organism: Clonostachys byssicola
Lineage: Eukaryota; Fungi; Ascomycota; Sordariomycetes; Hypocreales; Bionectriaceae
Source: the annotation of a GenBank genome assembly
AUGGAGAGUGUCUCUGCGAUGAAAAACCCGUCCAUCUCCCAAGCCUCUGGCUCCCAGGGCUCGCCAGUCAGCCUCCGAAAUCGACGUAGCUCCGUCGCUUCCAUGGCCGCCAGUUCCAUCAUCGAGAGAGAGCAGCUCGCUUCCGCCUUAGACAAGAUACACACAUCCGCGAGUAAAGUCGACUCCUUAACUACGUUCAACGACUUCGCCCCUCCGCCCGUGUCCACCAUCGCUGUCGAGAAUAGAAGUUCCACAGGGGACAUAGUACAACAGGGCUUCAGUGGACUGUAUAGCCGGCUUCGAGAAGCAGUUGGUGUCGGCAGUUCUACCAAGCGAAAUCAUGAAGAGGAGGAUGCCGAGAUCAGGGAUACCCUUUCCAAAAAGAACAGCGCCGACACCCGUAAUUCGAGGCAUUCAAUAUCGUCUCUCAGUCGUGCCGAAACCGGAUUGACGAUAUCCACGAAUGGUUCUUCGCACCAAACCAGCGCGAGUGACAAGCAGUCCUCUACUAUCAGCCCAAUCCAUCCUGACACCCGUACACAUUCGCAGUCCUCGUCCAAAGUCACAGGCCUCGGCUUGAUGUCUGGCACAAAAUCACAAUCUUCUAGUCGUCAGAGCUUGCCAACGAAUGCGACUAGCUCCAUCAUCGCGGAUCCGCCUGUUUUAACCAAGGAGGACACGGGCCGAAAUGUGUUAGGACAGGUUGGUGCCGAUGGUUCUUCCCAGCGGAGCCUAAGUAGAGUCGAUCUAGAACGACACCUUGGAACACAGCCGUCGUCGGACUACUAUGAUUCUGCAGAGUCGAAGCUACCCCCAAGAGCACAUAGAGAUGACGCGUCUAGUAUUGCUAGCAUCGAUGGAACAAACGCGGCAUCGGCUGCCUCUAAUCCCUCUAUUCCUUCGAUCAGGACACGGCACAUCCGAACUCCGUCUGGUGGAUCAUCCAUGCUACCUCCAGAUGGUAUUCACAAACGGCCAUCAGCCCUGGAGCGGAUAGGCCGCUCUCACUCACGUGACGGCUCCAGAGAUUCUUCUACCGACAGAGGGACAGCGGUUGCCAGUCCAGUCAUCACCUCCGCCCAUAGUUCUGUGUAUCAUGGGUUCUCUCGUGAAUCUCACUCUCAACAUAUGCGUUCUGGUAGUCUGCGCAUCCCUGGAACGACCAUGAGUCACGAGGGCGCAACUGAUCAGAUUGCGCAGUUAGAUAGAAUGCGAAGACAAGUGCUCAGUAAAGAAUUUUGGAUGAAGGAUGAUACUGUCAAGGAAUGCUUUCUUUGCCAGACUCCAUUCACUGCCUUUAGGCGGAAACAUCACUGCCGAACCUGUGGCUGCAUUUUUGAUGCAAAAUGCACCACUGUCAUAUCUGGUGAAAGAUUUGGUGUGAACGGCUCACUUCGUGUUUGCAAAAGAUGCCUUGAGGUGAUCAGUCGACGACUUGACGGUAGCGCUUCCGAAGAAUCCGGAGAUGAGCAUUCAUUUAUGCCACGGUUCUUUGGUGGAAAUCAUUCCAAAUCGCCAAGCGGUGCAGAUAGAACCAAGGCAAGGGAACAAGAUGCCACCGGCGGGUCGGAAGGGUCAGAAGAUUCUCGUUCUGUCCCAACUGCUCCUAUGCUAGGAAUGCCUGCUACCCGACGAGUUCGUGACGCAAAUCGUUCAUCUGGCGUGUUUGACGUCGACUCACCUACUUUGAGCCGACCCGGUUCCUCCCGUUCGUUGAAGUCCCUGGCGGGUAGGCCUCAGUCCUCAGCCGGACAUGGGCACAAACGGCAUCAUUCUAAAGCUGGAUUUCUGAAUCGCUUUAAAUCUGAGCCAGAUGAUCGAGCGCCAUUCCGCAAAGGGGUUGAUGACGAAGCAAAGAAAAAGCCCAAGUUCCCUGCGUUUCAUGAUGACAACAUCAUUGACCCGGAGCUUGCUGAUUACAUGUCUGACGAAUCCAGUGGGGAUGAGCAGAUGAGCCUCUUUGCCACCAUGUCCACUUCGGAUCUUCCUUCGACGAGCUACGACAAUGACAAGGCUACUCUGGGCUCCUCUAUCAACCUUGGAAAGAAACAUCGCCAUAGGGGAGGCGAGAAGAGCGUCAGUGGCGUGAGCUUUGUUAGCAAAGGCUUGUUUGAUGAUGCCAGUGGACCAACGAGUAUGAUCAGUCAUCGUCGUUCAACGCGAAGGCGGAAUUUAAGCCAAAGUGGAAACGUUCACCACUACGCGCCAUCACCUAGACACAAAUCCGCAGCUUUUAAGGGCCCAUCUGCCUCAUCCGAGUUGCUGUUUGCGUUGGAGCAUCAUAGCCAAGGCAGACCGCCCCUCACGAGCAGUGAUUUAAUGAAAGGUAGUGCACCGCCCAAGGCCGAGCUGAAUAAGUCCAGCAUCCAGCAUAUCCACAAGCUACUGCGGCAGCUGUUAGUAGAUGCCGAUGUUCCCGAACCAGCGGCAUGGGAUCGAGCCCUUGUUCCAAUUUUGCUUCAGUCAACUGACGAUGUGAGCCCGGAUGUUGCGAACAGAGAUUAUAUGGACAUCAGGCGUUACGUGAAGUUGAAAAGAAUACCAGGAGGUAAACCUGGCGACACCGCCUAUGUGUCUGGUGUGGUCUUUACAAAGAACUUGGCUCUCAAAAGUAUGCCGCGCAAAAUAAGCAACCCUCGAAUCGUUCUGGUCACGUUCCCUCUCGAAUACCAACGACACCAGCAGCACUUUAUGAGUCUGCAGCCAGUCAUUGAGCAAGAAAAGGAAUUUCUCAGGGUAGUUGUACAAAGAAUCAGCAAACUACACCCACACUUGCUCUUAGCUGAGAAGAGUGUUUCGGGCGUCGCCCUCCAAUAUCUGUCAGAAGCCAAUAUUGCGGUUGCCUAUAAUGUUAAGCAUACCGUCAUUGAAGCUGUAUCACGCUGCGCUGAGACAGAAAUCAUCUCAUCCCUUGACAUGUUGGCGCUGCCUGUCAAGGUGGGGCGAUGUAUGGGCUUCGAGGUUCGAACGUUUGUCAACAACGAUCAUCCAGGCCGAAAGAAAUCCUACAUCUAUCUGUCAGGAUGUAAGCCUGAGUUGGGCUGCACUAUUGUGAUUCGCGGGGCGAAACAUUCAGUUUUGGCCCGGGUUAAACACAUUGUCGAAUUCAUGGUUUACGUGGUAUACAACUUGAAGCUGGAAUCCAGUUUGCUCAGAGACGAGUCCAUUGACCCCCCUGAAUCUGCGAGCAACUCGCUCUCAAAUUCCAUCCAAGCUUUGAGCGAAAGUUUGAAAUCUACGAAUUCUUUGACCACCCCAGAUCAACCCAACAUCAGUUCAGCUACUGCUCCCGGCCCACCUGCCCAGGAGGCUCCUUCACCUCCUGCCGAUACUCCAGCAGAGACCUCUCAGCAAUCUGAAGAGGUUGAGGAUGAUUUAUUAUCUAAAGCUGACGCGCCAGCUUCACAGCCCACUGAACAACUCCCAGGGGCAGCUGAACCACAUUCUGAUGAUGACCAAAAUAAUCAGGUUCCAGACUACAUACCAAUGCCCACUUUCUACAGUGACAUGGUCGCGAAAUACGAAACGAAGAUACUCUCCGCAUCGCCUUUCGUUAAGUUUGCACAGCCUUAUCUUCUGAUGAAGGCUCGGGAGCAAGAACGACGGCUAUCAUACCUCAGGCAACUUCUCGAGCACGAUGCCUUUGAAUCAGAAGAAGAUACCAAUAAUCAGGAAUUUCAGCUAAUAAAACCUGAGAUGGUGGAACAGAUCGGCCAAAAGGCACCACGACAGAUGAGAGAAAUCCUCCGGGCUGUCCAUGAUGCCGAAUACGAUAAAGCCCUCUUUAAUUACCAAACCCAGACACGCCAGUGGGAAACAUAUAUUCAGGGAAAUCUGGAUUUAUUUGACCCAUACUCUCAUCAGAAUAUAGUUGUUCUGUACUCGAUGACCUGUACAGAGACUAAAAUUCCUUGCACUGAACCAGUCUUAUUGGCCAUCAAUUUCUACGAUGAUGACUAUAUCGAUCCUGCCAUUGACCCAGACUGCACAUUAGGGCAGUACAUUGAGGAAAUGGUGUAUGGGAAAAACGACUUAUGUUCCUCCAAUGGAUGCGAGCGCAGGAUGAUUGAGCACCAUAGAUCAUAUGUGCAUGACCGAGCACGAAUUACGGUAUCCAUCGAACAACUCUCGUCCAUUCCGGAAAGACAGCCGGAACUCGGCGACGGCAUAACUAUGUGGACAUACUGUAGAGUAUGCAAGAAAGAUUCAGAGGAGAUACCAAUGUCUGAACUGACCUUCAAGUAUUCUUUCGGCAAGUAUCUAGAGCUACUUUUCUGGGGAAGGGGCUUGCGCAUGAAAGACAGUGUUCAUUGUGGCCACGAUCACCAUCGUGAUCAUGUCCGUUACUUCAGCCUUGAUGAUUCCCGUGUCCGAAUUGACUGGGAUCCCAUUGAUCUUUUGGAAAUUGUGGUCCCAAGGUUGAGGAUUACUUGGAAAGUCGCCAAUGACAUCAAGUUGAAGAACGAGAUAUACAGGAGAAUGGAGAAUAGAUGGUCCAAAUUCAUGAACUCUGUCAAAGCAAGGCUGAAGAGUAUACGAUUAGACAGCGUCCUGCCCGAGAAAGCUGAAGAAUUCAAGGCUGAGCUUGAGAGGCUCAACAAACUGGCUCAGGAAGAUCAACCUGCAGUGGUUCAACGGCUCCAGGAGAUUUAUGUAAACACCAAGUAUUACGAAGUUGUCCCGUUCAACGCUAUCGUUCGAAUGAUGCUCGAGAAGGCCGAAGCGUGGGACACAGCCUUUGCCAAGUUUGAAGCAGAUUUCCUCGGCGAUAAAGAUAUGCGUCAACAGAUCAUGAUGCAACUCAAAAAGCUGAUCGCAGACAACGACUCCAAGGAGUCACUGGUCUCUACUGAAGGGUCUGGCUCCGCGGCAGAUAGUGAAGAGCGACCAUCACAAACUUUCUCGGAGACUGAAGAGAAGAGCACUCAACCCACAGAGUAUACAACCACACCUAGUUUAGAGGAUAGUGUAGCAUCCUCAACCAAACUCGAAGACAGCAUAUCGGCCGAGGAAGAGAGCAAAGUCGAUGCUCGUACCGAAGGCGCGAUUGAGAGAGUCGAACCUCUAGACUUGGCGAGCUCUCCAACAGCCCCGAUUAAAACUCCGGCUGAAUUGUCACGUCCCCCAGAUAUCGAUACAAGUCGCAAAGAGAUUGUUUCUUCGCCCAAACCUUCCCCACGGCGGCCACUUUCGCCAACUAUUCCACGCAAAAUACCUCCCCAGACAUCUACAUCUGGGCAGUCGCUAACCGAAAAGGUCGACCAAAUGCGCCGAGAACAUGCCUCGCACUCCAGUCAAUCAAGCGAACCAACAGGGACACCUAUAUCUACUGAAAGCUCCCAUCAUACUCCAGACCGAGCAUCAGCACGUCGGUCCGGCUCUCAUGCUUCCCCUCCCUUGGUUCGAGCUACGUCCCAUCCUGUGCGGACAUUGUCUAGAACGCAAUCUUCCACAAGUAAGCCUCAACCGAUUAAGGAAUCGAAGACCGUACCUACAGAUCACAAGAGUGGCGACCGUCAGUCAGGCCAAGAGACCCCCGUCAGAGUAGAUAAGAAGCUCUCUGAGAGACUUGGACUUAGUGCCUUGAAAAAUCGGACCAAAGGGGGCCAAUCCAACAUCCCCCGGCUUGUAACAAAAAAGAGGGAAUCCAAAGUUUCAGCCCUUGCACGUCAUUUUGAGCAGCUGAGUCGCGAGUUCGAAAAGGAGCGGAUCCGGGAUCGUAAGAAACGAGCCGCAAGCUUGCGCCAGCCCAGGGCUAUGCUUCCCAGAGCAUCCACUAAACCUUUUGUUGAGGUAUAUGAUGAUGUUAAAGAUGCAUUUGAGGAACCAUCUCCAGCGCCCGAUGCGCUCCGCGGAGACGAACAACCUUCUACCGAGCACGUCCCUAAAGCAGGGGAGGAGGAGGAGCUCAAAAACGAAAAGUCUAGUGUAAGCCUUGAAGACACCGAACCGCCACUGACGGAAACGAAUUCGAGAGAAGAUACGGAGGAUCCUGGAACGGUCCAGAGUAGUCAGGCGAUGUCCGAAGAUGAAGGAGCUUCGAGCGAUGUUGAGCCCACGGUUUCUGAAGAGUUUCUCCCGGAAAUCAAAGAGAUUGCGGAUGCUCUAGAGCCCAGUACUGAGAUUCCUCUCGAGCUUCCAAAACACCAAAAGACAAGUUUGAUGAAAUACUUGACCAACUUUUGGGCAGAACGGUCAGCUAGUGGAUGGCCAGCCCUUGAGUAUCCCAUCAAUCCAACAGAUCACAUCUUUGUUGAUUCUGACAUCAUUGUGCGGGAAGACGAGCCAAGUUCGGUCAUCGCUCUGGUUCUCAACAGUGAUGAUUAUCAAGACAAGCUUGCUCGAAUCCGAGCAGAAUCACAGGCAACGCACCGAGACGAGGCGGAUGUGGACCCGGCUCGCUCAGACUAUGAAAAUGCACAGUUCGAACUAGAGAGGGAGAUGGAGAAUAGUCUACUACAGCCAACGGGCACUCACCUGAAAUACCAAUUCAAAGAAGGUCCUGCUGUAAUGACCUGCAAAAUAUUCUACGCUGAGCAGUUUGACGCUUUGCGCAGAAAGUGCGGUGUCUCUGAGCGGAUCAUCGAAUCGUUGUCUCGAUGUUUGAAAUGGGAUUCGAAGGGUGGUAAAACAAAGUCAGUCUUCUUAAAGACCCUAGAUGAUCGACUCGUUCUCAAGUCUCUAUCUCCGGUGGAAACGUCGGCGUUCUUGCGCUUUGCCCCUGGAUACUUCUCGAUCAUGGCUGAGGCUCUAUUCCACGAUCUCCCAUCCGUCAUCGCCAAAAUGCUGGGUUUCUUUCAGGUCUUUAUCAAAAACCCCUUGACUGCGACUGACAUCAAGUUUGAUCUGCUCAUUACGGAAAAUCUCUUUUACGACCGUUCCCCUGAUCGCAUAUUUGAUUUGAAAGGUUCCAUGAGAAACCGGAGAAUCCAGUCCACAGGCCAACAGAAUGAAGUGCUCCUGGAUGAAAACAUGGUUGAUUUCAUAUCCGAGUCACCACUGUUUGCCCGCGAGCAUUCCAAAAAGCUUCUUCGAGCCUCAGUGUGGAACGACACGUUGUUCCUAGCGAGACAAAAUGUUAUGGAUUAUUCAUUGAUGAUUGCUGUCGAUGAGACUCGAAAGGAGUUGGUUGUUGGUAUUAUCGAUUGCAUUAGAACAUACACGUGGGACAAGAAGCUUGAGAGUUGGAUCAAGGAUCGGGGGUUCGCUGGAGGAGGACGCAACCGGCCGACCGUUACCAGCCCUAAAGAAUACAAGUCUCGAUUUAGAGAGGCCAUGGCAAGGUAUGUCUCUUAUCGCUACCUUGAGAUUGAUGAUGCACAUUUUGAACAUGAGUACUAA